Rhinopithecus roxellana (golden snub-nosed monkey) is the source of this 1556-nucleotide messenger RNA. It is a transcript of the gene CHRNB2, whose product is annotated as cholinergic receptor nicotinic beta 2 subunit. The coding region runs from base 1 to 1509 and encodes 502 amino acids. Gene Ontology annotation, biological process: monoatomic ion transmembrane transport; chemical synaptic transmission; signal transduction. The record is from RefSeq and is a predicted model, not a curated record. Gene Ontology annotation, cellular component: postsynaptic membrane; synapse; neuron projection. Lineage: Eukaryota; Metazoa; Chordata; Mammalia; Primates; Cercopithecidae. Gene Ontology annotation, molecular function: acetylcholine-gated monoatomic cation-selective channel activity; transmembrane signaling receptor activity. The transcript is spliced from 6 exons.
AUGGCCCGGCGCUGCGGCCCCGUGGCGCUGCUCCUUGGCUUCGGCCUCCUCCGGCUGUGCUCAGGCGUGUGGGGUACAGACACAGAGGAGCGGCUGGUGGAGCAUCUCCUGGAUCCUUCCCGCUACAACAAGCUUAUCCGCCCAGCCACCAAUGGCUCUGAGCUGGUCACAGUACAGCUCAUGGUAUCACUGGCCCAGCUCAUCAGUGUGCAUGAGCGGGAGCAGAUCAUGACCACCAAUGUCUGGCUGACCCAGGAGUGGGAAGAUUAUCGCCUCACCUGGAAACCUGAAGAGUUUGACAAUAUGAAGAAAGUUCGGCUCCCUUCCAAACACAUCUGGCUCCCAGAUGUGGUCCUGUACAACAAUGCUGACGGCAUGUACGAGGUCUCCUUCUAUUCCAAUGCCGUGGUCUCCUAUGACGGCAGCAUCUUCUGGUUGCCACCUGCCAUCUACAAGAGCGCAUGCAAGAUUGAAGUAAAGCACUUCCCAUUUGACCAGCAGAACUGCACCAUGAAGUUCCGUUCGUGGACCUACGACCGCACGGAGAUCGACCUGGUGCUGAAGAGUGACGUGGCCAGCCUGGACGACUUCACACCUAGUGGUGAGUGGGACAUCGUGGCGCUGCCGGGCCGGCGCAACGAGAACCCCGACGACUCCACGUACGUGGACAUCACGUAUGACUUCAUCAUUCGCCGCAAGCCGCUCUUCUACACCAUCAACCUCAUCAUCCCCUGUGUGCUCAUCACCUCACUAGCCAUCCUUGUCUUCUACCUGCCAUCCGACUGCGGCGAGAAGAUGACGUUGUGCAUCUCAGUGCUGCUGGCGCUCACGGUCUUCCUGCUGCUCAUCUCCAAGAUCGUGCCUCCCACCUCCCUCGACGUGCCGCUCGUCGGCAAGUACCUCAUGUUCACCAUGGUGCUUGUCACCUUCUCCAUCGUCACCAGCGUGUGUGUGCUCAACGUGCACCACCGCUCGCCCACCACGCACACCAUGGCGCCCUGGGUGAAGGUUGUCUUCCUGGAGAAGCUGCCCGCGCUGCUCUUCAUGCAGCAGCCACGCCACCAUUGCGCCCGCCAGCGCCUGCGCCUGCGGCGACGUCAGCGUGAGCGCGAGGGCGCCGGAGCCCUCCUCUUCCGCGAAGCCACUGGGGCCGACUCCUGCACGUGCUUCGUCAACCGCGCAUCCGUGCAGGGCUUGGCUGGGGCCUUCGGGGCUGAGUCUGCACCGGUGGCGGGCCCGGGGCGCUCAGGGGAGCCGUGUGGCUGUGGCCUCCGGGAGGCGGUGGACGGCGUGCGCUUCAUCGCAGACCACAUGCGGAGCGAGGACGACGACCAGAGCGUAAGGGAGGACUGGAAGUACGUCGCCAUGGUGAUCGACCGCCUCUUCCUCUGGAUCUUUGUCUUUGUUUGUGUCUUUGGCACCAUUGGCAUGUUCCUGCAGCCUCUCUUCCAGAACUACACCACCACCACCUUCCUCCACUCAGACCACUCAGCCCCCAGCUCCAAGUGAGGCCCUUCCUCUUCUCGAUGCUCCUUCACCCCGCCACCCUCUGCUGC